This is a messenger RNA of Cannabis sativa, 1032 nucleotides long. RefSeq lists its product as uncharacterized. The record is from RefSeq and is a predicted model, not a curated record. Gene Ontology annotation, molecular function: zinc ion binding. The coding region runs from base 1 to 1032 and encodes 343 amino acids. The transcript has 5 exons. Lineage: Eukaryota; Viridiplantae; Streptophyta; Magnoliopsida; Rosales; Cannabaceae.
AUGAAAGACAAAUACGGAGUAAAGAUGAAUUACAUGAAAGCAUGGCGUAGUAAAGAGCGAGCACAAACCCAGCUACAUGGAAAUGCUAAAGAGUCGUACAAUCUCUUGCCAAGAUACCUGUACAUGCUACAGAAAACAAAUCCAGGAACAUUAAUAGACAUAGAGAAAGAUGAUGAUGACGAGUUUCAAAUAUGCAUUUGUUGCAUUGAAUGUCGCUAUAAAAGGUUGGCCAAACUGCAAACCAAUCAUCGUGGUAGACGAGUGCCAUUCUUUGCAGCUGCAAAAGCUUACACAGAAAUGGAGUUUGAAUUCCAUAUGAGGGAGCUAGACAACUUGGAUAAGCGCAUAAGACCGUACCUGGAGAAAAUUGGCCAUGAAAAAUGGUCAAGGUACUCUACCAUGACAUCAAACAUAGCUGAGGCACUGAACUCAGCAAAUUUAGCAGCAAGGGAAACACCAGUGACAACAUUAAUGGAGUGCUUGAGGGCACAAAUGCAAGAGUGGACAUACAAUAAUAGAAAGGAGGCACAAAAAUGCACAACAAGGCUGACACCAUCAUCUGAGAAAAAACUCAUAGGGAACUAUGUACGAUCAUUGCGACUAACGGUGAAACCAGCAAACCAGAACCUGUUUGAGGUGAUAGAUGAAGACAGAACAAGAAUAGUAAACUUGAAGGAGAAGACGUGCACAUGCAAUAGAUUUCAAAAAGAUGAAAUGCCAUGUAACCAUGCAGUCGCCGUCAUGAAGGACUUGAACAUAAACACAUACAACUACUGUGCACAAUACUACACAUCAAAAGCAUGGCUGCAAACAUAUGAAGAAACAGUAUACCCAGUUGGAAACGUAAGAGAAUGGGAACUUCCAGAAUUUUUUGAAGAAAUCAUAGUGUUGCCUCCAAAGGAGAGAAUCAAGUCUGGAAGGCCGAGGAAAAGAAGAAUGGCAGCAGCUUGGGAAACAAAGAAACAAAACAAGUGUGGCAAGUGUGGACAAAAGGGACAUAACAAAAAGACACUGAGAAGAAUUACGGCAUAG